AUGUCCGGCGCUCUGAUGCGCCGCUGUACAGACAUUGUUGUUGGCUUGGACUGGGGGAGUACAUCUGUUCGCUUGGUCAUUUGCUUCUUGCCCUCGGACGGUGAGGCGAUUGUUCCAAAGCCGGAAGAGUUGUUUAACCAAAGGAGUUUGCAAACCCAAGAUGGUACUCGAUAUGAAAAGGGCGCUUUCAACGGGUACAUCAAUAUUUCAGGGACUGGAGAAGUCUACACUGGCGAUGAACUAAGCCCUUCAGCCACACAGGUUUCGGCAAAAUUCUUUCUAGGUGAUGGUUUUCUCGACACAGGCCGGAACACAAUCAACGACGAGAAUUCCCUGCGGGUGGAAGCACUGAGAAUCAAGGACAAACACUCUGAUUUCGAAACCAUCGGAAAGAAAGGUUUGGGGUUAAUCCUCGACGCUGUCUUCCUUCGCUUAGAUGAAGAAUGCCGCAAGAUGGAAAGACCUCUUAGGAUUGUAGAUUUUGGCCUCUCAGCUCCUGCUCACUGGAGUGUCACAGAAUACGAAAAGUACAAGGCUCUGAUUAGGGAAAAGUUAGGAAGUAGCCCAAGACUGCUUACUAGUCGAUCGUUCGAUCUCGAUCAGAUCUACGACCAUCUCCAUUUACAUACAGAAGCGGAGGCAAUGGCCCAUUUCAUUUCUUCCAGCGAACACAUCGCAGACAGGAGACUUGGUACGGACGCCAGCCAAUAUGUGCUUUUUCUCGACUUCGGAGGCCACAGCAUGAAUGGCUGCCUUUACUACGUAAGACGAGCCGGAGGCAAAACGGCCCUUUUCAGAGCCGGUGAUCCCAUCGCAACAGUUGGCGGCGGAGGCAUGUGGGAGGCAUCCGUUGGUGACUUUUGCACCAACCACACCACAUCGGACAACGGUAAAGUCAGCAGCCAAGAAUUCUCGUAUUUGCUUCGCAAUGAGUUCCUCAGAGAAUUCCGUACGCGCCUCAUAGCUCUUGGGAACAACAAUCCGUUCAAGGAAGAGUCGCCGAAUGAAUUCAAGUCGCAGUUCGAGGACAUUGAUCUUACUAUCGCGAAGCCGGCGAAGUAUUUUUCAACUUCCAAGCGCUUCCACGUCAAUAUUCCGAUCCAUGAUCUGACCAAAAUGUUCAAGAAAGCCUUUCUUCAACCAUUGCUUGAAGCCGAACGCGGCAUCAGGAAUCUUGAAGCUGAACUUGCAUCAUCGCAAAAAGACAUCCGUGGCCGGAUUGUAGUAUCUGGAGGCGGCGCCAAGAAUCAAAGAGUCAAGUACUAUUUGUUCAAGUUCGUCGAAACGGUUUUCCAAAACACAGUAUCUCCGCCUAUAGUCUAUCUGGAUCAGAACCCGGAAACCCCAAAUGAAUCAUUUAACACUGCCAAAGGAGCGGGGCUGGCGACGGCUAAAGCACACCAGACAAUCCAAAAUUACAUCAAGAAUGGCGCUGCUUUUGGAAUACAAGUGCAAAGAGGCCGAGGUGGUGGCGGGGAUGAAGAAUGGGACGAUUUUGCUGCUAUGAUCCUGGCAAAUAACAGAAAAGGAAUGAAGGAAUCGCGGUACCACACAUUCCAAACUGACGGCACCAACAGGUUCAGGAUAGUCUGCGAUCCUUUCGGCCUGCACCAGUCAAUGUCCCAGACUGAUACACAAUCUCUACGCUAUCUCGACUGUGGCGCGCAUACCUAUGACUUUCUGGACCUUUUCAUGCCAAGUCAAGGGCAAUGGCAGUUCCGGCUUUCAGUCCCAGAGAAUCAGAGUUCUGAGCAUGAGCAUCUAGUCCUUGAGAGACUUAUGGUUGACAGAGGCCGUGAGUUGUGGACGACAUACGACAAAAUCAAGCUCGAUGUAUUUUUCAGCCGAUCGACAUCGACAUUCUUAGUAAGACCUGAUCGGAAACUCGAUAACUUGCACCUUGGUUUAGGCUUGACCCCAGACGGAAUUUUUGUUGCUUGUACGGCGGAAACUGAGAAAACCUGGUUCGACGAGGUCCAGCGUCGGACGGAUGCCAUAUGGGCGGAGAAAACUAGGGAACCGCCCAAUUACGAGACAACAGGUGCCAAACUUGUUGAGUUCAGCUCGGACAGUGAGGCUUAG
Messenger RNA from Colletotrichum costaricense, 2082 nucleotides. RefSeq lists its product as uncharacterized. NCBI's taxonomy places the organism in Eukaryota, Fungi, Ascomycota, Sordariomycetes, Glomerellales, Glomerellaceae. The coding region runs from base 1 to 2082 and encodes 693 amino acids. The record is from RefSeq and is a predicted model, not a curated record. The transcript has 6 exons.